Messenger RNA from Dendroctonus ponderosae (mountain pine beetle), 1503 nucleotides. RefSeq names its product E3 ubiquitin-protein ligase CHIP (gene STUB1). The transcript has 6 exons. Gene Ontology annotation, molecular function: ubiquitin protein ligase activity; protein-folding chaperone binding. Gene Ontology annotation, cellular component: Z disc; cytoplasm. Bases 154 to 1023 code for a protein of 289 amino acids. The record is from RefSeq and is a predicted model, not a curated record. Gene Ontology annotation, biological process: protein quality control for misfolded or incompletely synthesized proteins; cellular response to misfolded protein; positive regulation of proteolysis. Lineage: Eukaryota; Metazoa; Arthropoda; Insecta; Coleoptera; Curculionidae.
CGAAUGAAGAAGUUAUCUCGAUUCAGAUUUAACCUAAGUUCGUGGCUGUUUUCAUUUUUUUGCGUCAAAUGAUACUUUCGUUUUUCUUUGAGAUCAUUUAUUUGUUUAUAUAUAAAUUUUACCUCUAGAAAAUUCUGUUCCGUUAUUCGUGUUAUGAAAAUGAGCAAACACAUGUAUUCGACCGUAAAUCUUUCAGAUAGAGAAUUGAAAGAACAAGGCAAUCGCCUGUAUAAUCUUAGGAAAUAUGAUGAUGCUAUCAAUCUAUACAGUAAGGCGAUAAUUAAGAAUCCAGAUGUGGCUCACUACUUUACGAACAGAGCCCUAUGUUACUUGAAGCUCCUAAAAUGGGAAAAUGCUUGCACGGAUUGCCGCAGGGCUUUAGACAUGGACCCCAAUUUAGUUAAGGGCCACUUUUUCUUAGGGCAAGCUUUAUUUGAAGUCGGAUCAUUGGAUGAAUCAAUCAAGCAUCUACAAAGAGCCUUAGACUUAGCUAAAGAACAAAAACUCAAUUUUGGUGACGAUAUCGCUGCCCAAUUAAGAGCGGCACGAAAAAAGCGAUUCUCUAUCCAAGAAGAGAAAAGAAUAUGCCAGGAAAUUGAAUUACAAGCAUAUCUGAAUAGGUUAAUAAAUGAAGACAAGGAGCGCCAAAUUAACAGUUUAAAAAACGAGGCAGUUGAUAGUGAUAGUAAAACCGGCAAGGUUUUGGAAAUCGAAGAGCAAUGUGAUUCCUACGUGACUGAACUAAACUCGCUAUUUCAAAAAGUUGAUGAAAGACGCAGGAAAAGGGAGGUUCCUGAUUACCUUUGUGGAAAAAUUAGCUUUGAAAUUUUGCAAGAACCUGUAAUAACUCCCAGUGGUAUUACGUACGAUAAAAAGGACUUGGAAGAACAUCUUCAGCGUGUAGGUCAUUUCGAUCCAGUAACAAGGGUUAAAUUGACGACUGAUCAAUUGAUUCCAAAUUUUUCAAUGAAGGAAGUAGUAGACGCAUUUUUAGCCGAAAAUGAAUGGGCGCUGGAUUAUUAGCUAGCAAACUAAUGAAGUUGCGUUAUCUGAUCAUUAAUGAAGUUUCUAUAUCUGGUCAGUAAUGAAAGUGUCAUCAGUUUUUUUUUAUUUUUAAGAUAUGUAUAAAUAUCUAUUAUUCAGCAACUGAAGAAACCGUUUUCAAUGCAGACUUUCAAGUCCCUGUUAUAUGUUAAUUUAAUGUUUCAGUAAAAAUCUAAAUCAUAAAAAUUGCAAUAUUGAAGCAUAUUAGGAUACAUCAAAGCAAUUUAGCCCUACUUUACAAUUACGCUUAGUAAACUUGGCUUUUAUUUGUCUAAACAUUUUUUCUUUAUAUUAUCAUUAGGUGUUAAUGUUUGACUGUAACAUUUUUGUUAUGAGUAUAAGACGGUGAGAAAAUAAAUAUAUAGUUGACCGGUACAUAGCAAUAAGUUUAUGUACAAGUUUCAUCAUAUAAAAUUAUAUGUUGGGAAUGUUUCUGAAAUAUAUUAGUUUUUGAAAUAA